Messenger RNA from Trematomus bernacchii (emerald rockcod), 3838 nucleotides. RefSeq names its product ethanolamine kinase 1 (gene etnk1). The transcript has 8 exons. Gene Ontology annotation, biological process: phosphatidylethanolamine biosynthetic process. The coding region runs from base 146 to 1228 and encodes 360 amino acids. The record is from RefSeq and is a predicted model, not a curated record. Gene Ontology annotation, cellular component: cytoplasm. Gene Ontology annotation, molecular function: ethanolamine kinase activity. NCBI's taxonomy places the organism in Eukaryota, Metazoa, Chordata, Actinopteri, Perciformes, Nototheniidae.
UUGAGAGGCGUUGCCGCACACACCGACGACUACAGCAAUAUAUACCCAGCCUUCGUCAGAUAUUUUCAUACAUUCAGCAUUUAGCCGCAGCGUAACGUACGGUUAUCGUCAGAGUUUAAGAUAUUUCAAGAAAUAAAGAUAAGCAAUGGCAAGCUACAUUCACGUACCCGACGAGGCUCCCGCUGUGCCCAAAAUAGAUGUGACAGUUGACGAAAGCGACUACAGAUCCGGAGCUCUCAAGCUGAUCAAGGAGCUGAGACCGAGUUGGAAGCCAUCCGAGGUCAAACUCAAGUUUUUCACAGAUGGGAUCACCAACAAGCUGCUGGGCUGCUACAUUGGUGCAUUCAUGCAGGAUGUGGUUCUGGUCCGUAUAUAUGGCAACAAAACAGAAUUGUUGGUUGACCGGGAAAAUGAAGUGAAAAGUUUCAGAGUACUACAUGCAAACCGCUGUGCCCCACACCUAUACUGCACCUUCAACAAUGGCCUUUGUUAUGAAUUUUUGCAAGGAACUGCCCUGGAACCUGAGCACAUACGCAGCCCGCCUGUGUUCAGCCUCAUUGCCAAGCAGCUUGCUAAGUACCAUGUCAUCCACGCCCACAACGGCUGGGUGCCCCAGUCCGACCUGUGGGUGAAGAUGGGCAAGUACUUCGCUCUCAUCCCCAAAUACCUCAAGGACCCUGAGAAGAACGCCAGGUUGAGUAUGGAGGUGCCCAGCCCCCGGUGCCUCCGAGAAGAGCUGGUAUGGCUCCAGCAGAGCUUGUCUGUGCUGGGCUCCCCCGUAGUUCUCUGCCACAACGACCUUCUCUGCAAAAACAUAAUCUAUAAUGCGGAGGAAGGCCAUGUAAAGUUCAUUGACUACGAGUACGCUGGGUACAAUUACCAAGCCUACGACAUUGGGAACCAUUUCAACGAGUUUGCUGGCCUGAAUGAGGUGGAUUAUAGUCACUACCCUCAGCGGGCCUUCCAGCUGGAGUGGCUGCGCUCCUACCUGGAGGCAUUUAAGGAGAAUAAAGGCCAGGGCAGCGUGGUGACCGACAGAGAGGUGGACACUCUUUACGUCCAAGUCAACAAAUUUGCCCUGGCAUCUCAUUUCUUCUGGGGUCUCUGGGCACUGAUUCAGGCCAAGGUCUCCACCAUCGACUUUGAUUUCUUGGGAUAUGCAGUCCUGCGCUUCAACCAGUACUUCAAGAUGAAACUGGAGGUGGCUUCGUUGAACUUACCUGAAUAAAAUCCCCCACCCACUCAUCUUCUUCUCCUCCUGCUCUUCCUCCCUUCCUACCUGCUCUGGGCUUCACAUGUCGACUGCAGAACGCCCUGAGGGGGUCCUUGUAGGGAAGAACCAGACUGAGAGUCAGUCCUGCUCGGUGCCUACAGUCCCCUUCACGUGUCCUUAUCUCUAGAGAUUGGAUGGACCACAGGCUUUUCCAUCCUCUGCUGUCACACCUUUGUUAACCGGCAGCCCACAUCAUUUGUGGGCACGUGUGAAGUACAGAUUUAAGACUACUGCUACAAUGUGAAGCCCACACGGCCAAAUGUGUUAAAUUAUUCUAAUUUAAAUUGGGAUAUCAAUUUGAUAUAUAUAUAUAUCAUUUACUUGUAGGCAGCUAUUCUUGUAGCUCAAAUCACCAGACAGAGGUGGAAUGUCACGUUAUUCAAAACAUUGGUAACCACUUCCAUGACUGACAGGUGGCCCAAACACUAACCUUGCCAGGUUUGCCUGGAGACACCUUCCUCAUAUGUGCAACAAGGGGAAAAACGCUUGAGGGCCAGCCCAGCUAACGACCAAAUUUAUUACAAAGUGAAAGCAACAUAAAGCCUGCUUUGUUUGCUGAAGCACCGAGAUGAAGGAAAAAAUGAAAUGCCAACUUGGAAAGGCCAGUGAUGUCCCUUAAUGCCAUGUGAUAUGAGCCAAAUCAUUUCAAAAAGAAAAAACUUGUGGCCUGUCUUGUGACUUUUGUUUUUACCCUUAUUUUCAUCAGCAGACGGUGGGCAUGGUGUGGUAGGCCAGAAUAGCCGUGUUGUCAUUGUUUCUGUGAAGUUUGGUGAGGGUGUGUGUGUGUUUUGACUUUCUGGACUGAAGGUAGAAACAUUGAGUUGUAGGAGAGCCUAUAGUGUUUACGUCUAACCUCUUCCUUGAGUUGUACUCGAGCAGGGUUUUGACUUGAGGGAGUUUUCCACUGUUAUGUACAUUUCAUGUUUUGACACUUGGCGAAAUCUAAUCGGGAAGAGCUUGCAUCUCACUGUAAUUUGAACAUUCCAUGUUCAUAACUCUAGAUAGGGAUUUGGUUAAGUAGCAGUGUUGGGGACUGUAUUCCCUCUGACUUCGACGUACUGUACUAAACAAGACCAAACCAUUAUAUUGUUUGCUCUGUGUCAGGGAACGUUAAGGAAUCAUCUUUAAAAUAAAAUAAAAAACACUCCUGUCCAAUUUCAAGGACAUUUUAUACACUUGUAGACCAGUCUUCAUUCAAGUAUGUAUUGAGAUUAGUGUGAUAUGGUCUUAUGGCUAAGCCCAAUGUUGAGGGUAUGUUGAAAAGUCGAAAUUGGGCGAAAAAGAAAGUAGACUAUCUUGGUUACACACAUCUGUGUUGAGUUUAAAACAAUGUAAUGAAAGUCAGCUGUUAGUGCAACCUGAGGGAGAAGAGCAUCAUCUGUUGGACAAAGAAAGUAAGGCUGUUCUUGAUAUUUACUUUCACCUACAUGUUUUUGUUCUUUUUAAAUGAGCUUUAGUAGGUCUUUUAAAAAAAAAAAACUGAAAAACAAGUUCAACUCUUGGUUACUUUAACAAGCCUACACCAAAGUGCUGACAUCUGUUUUUUGCUUGUACAUAAUGCACAAUGUAUCAUUUUUUCAAUGUAGCACAAAGAGAAUUAGAAACGGUUAUAUAUAGACUUUUUAUACUUGUAUUAAGGCCGAGGUCUUUGAGUGUGUGGAUGUUUGCUGAUGCAAUGGCAGAUGAAUCUUGGACAAAUAUAUAUAUUUAAAAAGAAUUACAAAAUGUGAGUCUGACGCAAUUCAAACCUGAACAAUGUGGCGAAAAACGUUUUCUUGUUUACUCCCAAAAGUGUUAUGAAUAUUUCAAAAAUAGCAUGUUCGCCCAGUUGCUCUCUGCUGUUACAUCUUUGCAAAGCACCGUAAAGAGACAAUUACUGACAAGACUGGAUCGUCCAAGUCUCAUGUUCACACUAGUCUGCCGGUGUGCCUGUGAAAGCUCUUAUUUUAUACUUAAAAGUUUGAAGGCCUAUCUCUUGUCUUCUGUCUCUAUAAUUUGGUGUUGUGUUUUUCAUGCAGGUGAAUUUACAUGAAGGGAGUUGUAAGAGUGUUUUGACAAGUUAUUGGUUUAAUAUGUGUUGGAGGAAAAUGUGGUCUGUGAAAGAUAGUUUUCCAUUGGUUAGAACACUGUCAGACCACAUUUACCAUUAACACGCUUAAAUGAACGUGUGUCCAAGAUGACUGUCACAUAAUUCAAACGUUCUAAAUGUCUAAAAUCAAACGGCUGAAAUAUUUCCUAAAGGCUUAUUUCCCCCUCUUUCUGAAACAUCCAUCAUGCAUAGGUCAUCUCGGUGUGCUAAUAAUAUGAACCUCCACUACUAUUUAACAUUGUACAAAAGGCUGUCCUGAAAGCCCUCUGGCCACUUUAGCAUAUGUUUAUAUGUACAGUAAACCCAUGUAAUAUUAUCUUUGCUUGUUAUCAAAUGUGAAUGAAUGUACAUAGGAGUUCUUUUUUUCUAAAAGUUGCAUUAAGGUAAAUAGUUGCCUGCGGGUAAGAGGUGAUAUUAAAAACCUGACAUUUUCAAUACUGUAAACAUGCUUUGAAAAUAAAGUUUAUUUACCCUUA